AUCUACAAAAACACAGACACGCCCCCUCAUGUUAUUGGCGCGUGUGGCGGACUGGAGCAGAAUGAUACAUGGUGAUAAGCAUAUUUAUUCAAAUCGUUAAAUAUUGAUUGCUGCAAUAGAUUGAGCUUUACGUACAUCUGCAUGCUCGAAUCAAUGAUUUAGUAUGAGAAAAAUCGCUGAAUAAUCAUUCACGAGACUGGAAUGUAAUUUCACAGCACGCGCACGGAAACAUCCUGUUGCUGAUCAUGUGUCUGUAGAUAUAACGUUAUAACAACUGGCUAUAAUAUAUUAAGUUUUAAAAAAUUACAUUUCUCGGUGUAGUUAAGUCAAGGGUCACUUUUUUUCUCCGCAAAGAUGAUGAAAAGCGUAGGAAAGCUUUUUGGGUUAAGGCGAAAAUGCCCGCCCCCCAAGUCGCGCAUUGACAAAAAAAAGACUCGCGUGAAUCCCAUCGAUCGUAUGCUGGAUGACAGCGACGAGGGCUCGUACAACAGCACCACGAGCAUCAGUUCAGAAAGUGAAUACCAGAACUCCGAGGAAGAGUCCGGUACCUCCGACAGCUCUUACCGAGCACGCGAGAGCGACGGGGAUGACAGCAGCGAGACGGACGAGAAAUGCGCCGUGCCCCGACGACAGAGGAAAAGAUCCGCCAGCGCGCCUCCGGUAGACGACAGCGAUUCCAGCGACUCUUCCAGCGACGUCGGCGGAGAGCCGCUCAGGAGAGUGUUGCAGAGAAAACGACUCAGGCUGCCGGAGGACUCCGAGGACGAGGCUCUGAGGGAGAAGAAGAGAGAGGCAGAACUGAAAGAAGCUGCUGCCAAGAGAAGAGAGAGAAAGAAUAAACUCAUGGAGCUGUCAAAGAGAAGAAAGUCAGGCACCCCGCGGCGUAGGCGCAGGACGUUGGGUUCAGAAGAAGAGGAAGAAGAGGAGAGAGAGGAGAUCAAGGAGGACAAAGUCGAAGAGCAAAGUAAAGCAGACGAUUCUGAUGAUGAAUCUAGUGUGGAAGAGAAGGGGAGUCCUCUGAACAGCAGCGAGGAGGAAAAACUUGCUGAUAGUAGUGACAGUCUGAAGGAUUUUAUUGUGGAGGAAGAGGGACAGAAAAAGGACGAAGAUCAGCAGGAAGAGGGGGAAGCCAAAGACAAGGCCUUUCUCUCUCAACUUCCACGCCAGUUUAUCACAGGAUCUCAGCUCACCCACUUUCAGGUGGUGGUCAAGGCCUUGCUGAUCAACGUACUGGACUCAAGCUUCCUCAAGUCACUUUACAACGGCGAACGAAAAAAAAGAUACGCCCAGGAGAUGAAAUCAUCAUUGCUUCAUUUUGACGAGCGACUGGUCCUUCCACGUCUGGAGAACCUGAAGCAGAGGAGCCGCUGGAAAGACCGUUACAAAGAAAGGGUAGAAUGUUAUCCCAAAUUGCGGGUUAUGAUGACAAGGGUCCAGACGAAGGGAUGUGAAGCCUGUGAGCUUCACAGAACGGGGCGCUUCACUGUGCGGCUCUCUGGCCAGUUGUACCACAACAACACCCUGCAGGAGGACCAGUUCAUGCCUGAUGAUUCCCAGAGUUUCUUUGUUGGCUCUGUCUGUGCCAGUCGUACCGAGGUCUACCAUGCCCUGAAGCACUUCAAAUACCAUCUGUUUGAGAGGUGUCGUACAGCUUUAGAAGCUCAGAAGGAAAUACAGGAAGAAGAUACAAUAGAGGAUGACGAACCAGUUAAGGACACAGUCAACAAAGUGUUUCUUAAACUCCAGGAUGGAGGAUGGAUCAGCGAGCAAUACGAGAAGUUUCAGGAACAUCUCAAUUCUGCUGAUUUCUUCCAAGAAGAAAAGCUGGACUGAAAGUGUUGAACUUUCCCCAAUGGCAUCCAAUCUGCAGUUUUAUUUCUGUAAAUAUUUUAGUUUUUAUGUCGUUAUGUAAAGCAUGGCUAACUUUUGAGUUGUUAAAAAGUGUGUGCCCUGAAGAUCUAGCAUUUUAAUUUUGCAAUUAUACUACUGUGUAAAUUGCUUCUGCAUGAUAGAUAUAAAUCCAGUACUGAGAAAAUAUACAAACAAUAAUACAACCCAAAAUGUAACAACUUUGUCCAAAUUGUGAGGUUUAAAAAAUGGCAGUGUAUUUUAUCCUGAACAUUGUGCUUUCAAAGAUCUGUAUGCUGAUUUUAUGCUUUCAUUUAUAAAUAAUCUCAUUCUAACGCUUCUGUGUAAAUGCACCCAAGUUAUUUUACAGUGUUUCGGUGUUCUUGUAAUAAACAAGAUUCAUAAACA
Messenger RNA from Onychostoma macrolepis, 2256 nucleotides. RefSeq names its product coiled-coil domain containing 82 (gene ccdc82). Lineage: Eukaryota; Metazoa; Chordata; Actinopteri; Cypriniformes; Cyprinidae. The record is from RefSeq and is a predicted model, not a curated record. The coding region runs from base 355 to 1833 and encodes 492 amino acids. Gene Ontology annotation, cellular component: nucleus. The transcript is spliced from 7 exons.